Molecule: messenger RNA, 8508 nt
Organism: Plutella xylostella (diamondback moth)
Lineage: Eukaryota; Metazoa; Arthropoda; Insecta; Lepidoptera; Plutellidae
Source: RefSeq, a predicted model, not a curated record
UCGCACUCGCACUAUGAAAUCGCGAAUAUUGUUAUAAUUGUUUUAUAAAUAAUUUACAUGAAUACACAACCACUAAUCACAAAAUGGGAACCCAAAAGCCUGGAGAGUGGGCUAAUUCACUUAUAGCCCGCUUUGAGGAGCAGCUGCCGUACAAGACGGGGGCUCAGAACCUGCACUCGCGCAUCAACGAGGAGCAGUGCAAGGCGUGUCUCGUGCAGAUCAGCCGCCACCGCUUCUCCCUCGUCAUCGCCGGCCUCACCAAGAUACUGCAGAGAGUUAGCGAGCUUUACCAACCUACCCUAACAGGUGGUUUCAACCGGCCUCAAACAGACCUAGAGAAGGGCUACCACGACAGUCUAGUAAUAGUCCUAGAUACUCUGGAGAUAUGCCUCAGCUCGCAGCCCAAAGACACAACCAAGUAUGAUGAGGCCAUGAAUGUGAAGAUUUUACUGAGGGAGGUGUGCCAGUUUAUCGAUUUAAGAAACGAAAACCCCAAUGUGAACAAUACGCUUCUGAAGCAACUAUCAAGCAAAGUGCUUUUUGCACUAAGUCUGAACUUCUUCAAUGCAGUCUUCAACAGAAUUAGUGCCAGAUUACAGGAACUUUCAUCGAGCUCCGAAGAAAACCCCGAUUAUACAGACAUAGAGUUAAUACAACACAUUAAUGUGGACCUACUACGGCUUAUAAGGCUAUUGACAGAGUCAAACCAGAAGUUUAAAUUGUUAAGGAAGUCAGCGCACAUAGUGCUAGUGUCGUCCCUCGAGACAGCGAUAUGGAACUGGAUGGACACCUAUCCCCAGGAAUUCGCAGAAGUGCAAUCACGGCCUAACGACGAGCUGUCCAAAUGUUGCGACACGUUGUUCGACAUUUUACAAGACAGUUUCUCCGACAACAAGAAGUCGAGAGUCUGCGUGUGGCCUCUACAAAUCAUGCUUCUUGUGUUGAACCCCAGUGUCCUGGAAGAGAUAGUGAACGCGGACACGGGCGCGCCGUGCAGCCCGCGCCACACCAAGAAGAAACACUUCAUCGACUCCGUCAAGAGGGGGCUCAGCCCCCAAAACAACUCCAAACAGAUGACGGAAGCGGCAGUGGUGACGUGCGUCAAGCUGUGCAAGGCGUCCACGUACAUCAACAUUAAUGACGCGACGAACCGAGCGUUCGUGCUCGUCAAGUCCGUUAUUAACGAUCUUAAGUCGCUCCUCUUCAACCCGGCCAAGUGCUACAUGCGAGGAAACGUGAUCUCCGGCUACUCGGAGCUGGAGCUGAUGACGGACUGCUUCGUGGCGCUGUUCCGCAUCAUGCCGCACAACAACGACGCGCUCAAAGUGUGUCUCAACCUCAACAUCAACAUCUCGUACCACUAUGUGUGCGUCAACUCGCUCUCCCGAAUAAUCAAGCAGCCUCGCCUGCCGUGGUGGCCUCAGAUAGAGCUGCUGUACUCGAGGGCGGCAGAACUGAGGGCAAUGUUCACCGACACACUCAACAAGGCCACACAGGGCUACAUGGUACACACUCCACUUCGAAUGAUCUCCCUAUCGCUCAAGUCCAAAGACAUGCAAGCCAAGUACAACAAGCCUGAGGAAAUGCCGGCCUACAGGAACCUGCUGCUGUGCAUGGUCAAACUUAUACACGCUGACCCUAUGCUGAUGUUGAGUAACCCGGGUCGCUCGGGUGUUGAGAUCCAGUCGUCAACCACUGAGCUCAUCAAUGGACUUGUCUCAUUAGUUCACCAGACCGGCAUGGGAGAGAUAUCACAGGAAGCGAUGGACGCUCUAUUAGCACUUCACACGCCCGACCGCGUCCACAUGUGGAACCCGGACGCGCCGCUCAACACGUUCUGGGACAUCAGCUCGCAAGUCCUCUACAACAUCAGCCAGAAGCUGAUUCAGCGUCAGAUCUGCAACUACCGCGCCGUGCUGCGCUGGCUCCGAGACAUCCUGACGUGCCGCAACGAGUUCCUGCACAAGCACAAGGAUUACGCCAACGUGGGGUCCAGUAUACCUAUCUGCAGGCAGGCGCAUAUCAAACUAGAGGUCGUCUUCUUCAUGUGCCUGUGGUCCAUAGACACGGACGUGGUCCUGGUCGCCAUGUCGUGUUUCGCGCUGCUCUGUCAGGAAGCCGAUAUUCGGUGCGGAGCCGACGAGUUGACGGCGCAAUGUCUGCUGCCGAACUACCAAGUGUUCCAAGAGAUCGCUCACACGGCGACUGUGUUGACUACAGCCACCCAGGAUAUGGCCAGAGGAUGUUUUUAUAAGAAUAUACACAGUUCAGCGGCGCUACAGAAGCGUAUAAUGGCGUUGCUGAGGAAGAUCGAGCACUGCGUCAACGGAGUUCAGCCCGUGUGGGAGGAGACCUUCCGGUGUUGGGACUCCCUCUGCAAGCUCCUCCAGAAGUACCCCAAAGGGCAGGGCGAGAGGGCGGACGAGUGCCAGCUGGAGGCGCUGCACCGCGCCGCCGCCAAGCGCCGCGUCAGCCACCACGCCAGCAGCGACCACGACUUCGAGAUCCAGGAGUGGGCGAAUAUAACGUCGUUCUUAUGCGCCCUCGGUGGCGUGUGUCUGCAGCGGAGACCCUCCAAUAUGUGGCCCGUGCUACACGCACAUGAUUCCAAGAAGUAUAAUUUGGCGAACAGUUCCCAAGAAGUACAAUACUGCCCAGUGACACAAUUCAUCGGCCAACUCCUCCGCCUCCUCCUCUGCAGUAAUGAGCGGUUCGGAGCUCAAAUACAGAGCCACGUGAAGGAGCUGGUCGGGAAUGAGAUGUCCCCGGCGCUGUACCCGAUACUGUUUGAUCAGAUUAAAGCUAUUGUAGACAAGUUCUUCGAUCAGCAGCAGCAGGUGAUGCUAACAGACAUAAACACGCAAUUCGUGGAGCACACAAUCUUCAUAAUGAAGAGUAUACUCGACAACAAGCGCAGCGGGCAGCCCUCCGAGCAUCUCAGUACUACGAGUAUUGAGGGACUCAUGCUGGCUAUAGUCAGAUACGUCCGGCACCUCGACAUGACAGUAUUAUCGGUGCACAUAAAAACUAAGCUGUGCCAAGUUGUGGAGGCUAUGAUGAGACGACGAGACGACUUAGCUUUUAGACAGGAAAUGAAAUUCCGAAACAAAAUGGUGGAAUACGUGACGGACUGGGUCCUCGGCACGAGUCACCAGAUCGCGCCGCCGCUGCGGGCCGAUGCCACCUCUAUUACCAGUGUGAUGUACCUUCUCAGGGAGCUGGACCAGGCCUGUAUGGAGGCUGUAGCCGCGCUGCUGAAGGGCCUCCCACUACAACCUGAAGAGAGCGACCGAGGAGACCUGAUGGAGGCGAAAAGCCAACUUUUCUUGAAAUACUUCACCCUAUUCAUGAACCUGCUAAACGACUGCAACGAGGUGGAGAUAGCUGAAGGACCGGGGCGGCUCGAGACGCUAAGAAACGCGACUAUCCAGGCCAUGUCCAACUUACUCAGCGCUAAUAUAGACUCCGGACUAAUGCAUAGUAUUGACCUGGGCUAUCACCGUGACCUCCAGACCCGCGCAGCCUUCAUGGAAGUACUCACUAAGAUCCUGCAGCAAGGCACAGAGUUUGACACGUUAGCCGAGACGGUGUUGGCCGAUAGAUUCGAACAGUUGGUGCAGCUGCUGACUAUGAUCUCUGAUAAGGGUGAACUCCCCAUAGCGAUGGCUCUAGCCAGCGUGGUGAGCACGUCGCAGAUGGACGAGCUGGCUCGCGUGCUGGUCACGCUGUUCGACGCCAAACAUCUGCUGGCGCCGCUGCUGUGGAACAUCUUCUAUAGGGAGGUUGAGGUAUCAGACUGCAUGCAGACUCUCUUCCGAGGCAACUCGCUCGGCAGCAAGAUCAUGGCGUUCUGCUUCAAGAUCUACGGCGCGGCGUACCUGCAGAGCCUUCUCGAGCCUUUCAUCACGUCGCUACUGGACCAGGUGGCGGUCGAGCCUACGCUGAGCUUUGAGGUGGAUCCGGCUAGAUUAGACGCAGGGCAAGACAUAGAAGUGAACCGGUCCAACCUCAUCUCACUGACUCAAGAGGUGUUUACGCGGAUCGUCAGCUCCGCGGACCGAUUCCCGCCACAACUACGUAGCAUGUGCCACUGUCUGUACCAGGUCCUCAGUAAGAGGUUCGCACAGUUCCCGCAGACGAGCGUCGGCGCUGUCGGCACCGUGCUUUUCCUCAGGUUCAUCAAUCCUGCUAUUGUAUCACCCCAAGAAAUGGGCAUAACCUCUCGCUCCGUGCCGGCACAAGUCAAGCGAGGGCUGAUGCUGAUGUCCAAGAUCCUGCAGAACAUCGCCAACCACGUGCUCUUCAGCAAGGAGCAGCACAUGCUGCCGUUCAACCACCUGCUGCGGACGCACUUCGAGAUCGCGCGCCGGUUCUUCAUCCAAAUAGCGUCGGACUGCGAGAGCGUGGACCAGGCGUCGCACUCCAUGUCCUUCAUCAGCGAUGCUAAUGUGUUGGCGCUGCAUCGGCUGCUGUGGAACCACCAGGAGCGUAUAGGCGACUACCUGUCGUGCAGCCGCGACCACAAGGCGGUGGGGCGGCGUCCGUUCGACAAGAUGGCGACGUUGCUGGCGUACCUAGGGCCACCGGAGCAUAAGCCGCUGGACUCACAAUUCUCAAUCUCCAACUCGGGCCUGCUCUUCUCGUCCUACGCUCGCUGGUCAUCCAUCGACAUGUCUUCCACAAACUUCGAGGAGUUCAUAGUGAAACACAACAUGCACGAAAAAGAAGAGUUUAAAAGCAUCAAGAGUUUGAACAUCUUUUACCAGGCGGGGACGUCUAAGUUGGGCAAUCCGGUGUUUUAUUUCAUUUCAAGGCGGUAUAAAAUCAACGAAACCAACGCUGAUCUCCUCAUCUACCACGUGAUAUUGACCCUGAAGCCGUUCUGCCACCAGCCCUUCGAGCUCAUCGUGGACUUCACGCACACCAACUCAGACAAUAGGUUCAGGACGGACUUCCUGCAGAAGUGGUUCACGGUGCUACCCGAAGUGGCGUACAGCAACAUCCAGGCGUGCUACAUAUACAACUGCAACGGCUGGGUCAGAGAGUAUACCAAGUUCCACGAAGCUAUACUGGCUCCUUUACGGGGCAACCGCAAGUUAAUCUUCAUAGACAACCACAGCCGCCUCGGCGACUACGUCGAGGCAGAACAACAGAAGCUGCCCGGAGCCACGCUGGCUCUUGAAGAGGAUCUUAAAGUCUUCAACAAUGCACUGAAACUGUCACAUAAGGACACUAAAGUCGCUAUCAAGGUCGGCCCGACAGCGCUGCAAAUAACGUCAGUAGAGAAGACCAAAGUGCUUGGCUUACAAGUUCUUCUGAACGAUGUGUACUACGCUUCGGAGAUUGAUGAAGUAUGUCUAGUAGACGACAACCAAUUCUCUCUCUCCAUAAUAAACGAAGCGACGCCACUGAGCUUCAUCCACAACGACUGUGACAACAUAGUGCAGAGCAUUAUACAUAUACGGAAUAGAUGGGAGCUGAGCCAGCCGGACACAGUGACAGUGCACCAGAAGAUCCGUCCCAAAGACGUGCCUGGAACUCUGCUAAACAUGGCUCUUCUAAACUUGGGCUCUUGCGAUCCUAACCUGAGGACUGCGGCGUACAACCAGCUGUGCGCCCUGACGGCCACCUUCCAUCUCAAGAUUGAAGGGCAGUUAUUGGAAACCGGAGGCCUAUGUAUACCGUCCAAUAACACAAUCUUCAUCAAGUCAGUCAGCGAAAAACUAGCUCACAACGAACCACACCUUACUUUGGAGUUCCUUGAGGAAUGUAUUCAGGGAUUCAGAGGAUCUACGAUAGAGCUGAAGCAUUUAUGUCUUGAAUACAUGACUCCUUGGCUCCCUAACCUUGUCAGAUUCUGCAAGCCCUCCGACGAAUCCCGCCGGCAGAAGCAAGUGGCGCAGAUCCUCGAGAAACUCAUCACCCUGACCAUAGAGGAGACGGAGAUGUACCCGUCCGUACAGGCCAAGAUCUGGGGCUCCAUAGGACACGUGCCCGAGCUCAUAGACUGCGUGCUGGACAGCUUCAUACAGAGGAGCGUGGAUUCGGGUCUUGGAUCACCGAUGGUAGAAAUCAUGGCAGAUACAGCUGUGGCGUUAGCCUCCGCCAAUGUCCAGCUCGUAUCCAAGAAAGUCAUCGGCCGAAUGUGCAGGGCCCUAUCCAAACUGCCCCAUUACUCUCUGGGCCCCGUUACCCCAGCCACUGUGGUAGAUAAGACGUGUCACUCGCCCACAGCGGUUCUUGAACAACACAUGAUGUGGGAUGAUAUCGCCAUUUUAGCCAGAUAUUUGCUCAUGCUUUCCUUCAACAACUGCCUGGACGUGGCUCGUCACCUGCCGUACCUGUUCCACUCGGUGACGUUCCUGGUGUGUUCGGGCGCCCUGUGCAUGCGCGCCGCUACGCACGGGCUGGUGGUCAAUAUUAUACACUCGCUGUGUACGUGUUCUACGCCGAGUUUCUCAGAGGAGACCCAGCGCGUCCUGCGCCUAUCUCUUGACGAGUUCGCUCUGCCGAAGUUCUACCAGAUGUUCGGCAUCUCCAAGGUGAAGUCGGCCGCCGUCACCGCCUUCCGCAGCCCCUACAACAGACACGCCGCUGACUGGUACAGUUCCUUACCGUACCUUGGCUGCGGCGCGCCCGCGCCCUCCGACCGGGAGCGACUGCCGCUGCAGUCCCUGGAGAUCAUCACAGACGCUCUGCUCGAGAUCAUGGAGGCGUGCAUGAAGGACAUCCCGGACUGCGACUGGCUCAAUACCUGGACAUCACUAGCAAAGAGUUUUGCUUUCUGCUUCAACCCGGCGCUGCAGCCGAGAGCUCUCAUUGUGUUCGGAUGUAUAAGUAAGAACAUAACGGACGCGGACAUGAAGCAACUGCUCCGCAUUCUAGUGAAAGCGCUGGAGUCGUUCAACGACCUCGCUCUGCUAGAAGCACUGAUAAUGUGCCUCACCCGACUGCAGCCUCUUUUAAGACCUGAAUCCCCGAUCCACAAGUCCUUAUUCUGGGUAUCGUUAUCAGUGCUUCAGCUUCACGAGCCCGGGCUGUACGCGGCGGGGCUGGCGCUGAUGGAGCAGAACCUGCACACGCUGGACUCGCAGGGGGCCUUCGAUGCGCAGACGCUGGAACAAGUGAUGAUGGAGACCCGAGAGCCACUCGAGUGGCAUUUCAAACAACUGGACCACGCCGUCGGACUCAGUUUUCGGUCCAACUUCCACUUCGCGCUGGUAGGGCACCUCAUCAAGGGCUACCGGCACCCGGUGGCGGCCACUGUCUCGCGCACUGGCCGAGUACUGGCCACUCUACUGUCUAUAGCGGCUGGUGCGCAGGCUGACAAGUUUAGAGCUACGGUGGAUACUGUGCCUUAUCUUACAGCGCUGGUGUGUCAGAGCGAGGAGGUCCGCUCGCGCUGUCACGUGAAGCACUCGCUGCCAAAAUGGCUGCCCGACAACUGUGACCACUACUGUCCCACCAUCGACUAUCAGCAGUCAUCCAUGCUGAUCCAGCCGCCCGCCUCCUCACUAGCCUCGUGCCACGGCCGCCGGCAGAAAUCCUGGGACGUGCUGGACCAGGCCGCCAUCUCGUCCGCACACGGAGGUAAAUCGCCCACAAUGCAGUCGUCGAGCAGCGGCGGCCACAGCCCGCACCUCAUGAACAUGACACACCAGACGUCUGCUAGGAUGCUUUUUAAGACACAACGUUCAUUUUCUGUGCCAACUUCAAAAGAUACGAUUGCCCCUCCAAGGGACAGCGAGGGCCGCGCGCACAGCAUGCAGCAUGGGUGCGCGGGACGAGCUGAGAACCAGGACUCCGAUAGCGGGUUUGAGGUGGUAGAAGACGACGGCCGCACCUCCCCGGGCAGCCUCGAGGAGAGCACCGAGCGCCCUCCAUCUACUAAAUCUGGAGAUAGCGAUCUCCCGGAACCAACGGCUACUAAGCAAACGUCAACAGACAAGGACUCGUCCACGAUGGAGAGCAACAGCCUACUAGACCCGGCCGUGCUGAGCGACUUCACGUCGCAGGCGCUGGCACUUACUGUGCUCGCCACACUAGUCAAGUAUACUACUGAUGAAGACGAAAUCAGAAUUCUGUAUCAGUACCUGGCGGAAGGAUCGGUGGUUUUCCCUAAAGUGUUUCCAGUUAUCCACAGUCUGCUGGACAUGAAGAUCAACCACGUGCUGAUGCACUGCCACGACCAGGUCAUCCUCAGCGCCGUGCAGAGCAUCAUACAGAACAUGAUAGCAUCGGAAGACGCCUCACAACAGCAGCUACACUACAUGCAGAGCUGCGGCUUCGGCGGCCUGUGGCGGUUCGCGGGACCGUUUACUAAGAACCAAUGCACAGCGGAAAGCUCCGAACUGUUCGUGAACUGCCUCGAGGCGAUGGUGGAGACGAGCCUGCCCGGCGACGAGCUGACGCCGCGCGCGCCGCCGCCCGACCCCGACGACUUACACGUGGCGAGGACCGCCAGAGCCGCUUGUUAGUAGGAUGGGAAUGAAAAUUUAGAGCGGCACU